AUGGCUAACAAUCACCCACGUGAUGAUCCGUUUGCGGAUUCCGACGAAGAUAUCCUGUUUGAUCUAGGGCCUUCUGACACGAGGCACAGUAGGACCGGGUAUCAGCAAAAUGUCGCCGGUGGGUAUUCACCUUAUGACGGACGUGUUGUCAUUAACAGUGCAUAUGAUGCUGCUGAUCCAUUUUUUGGUACGAAUGAGCAUUUGCCGAAUCUAAGCGGCCAUCCAGUUGAAGAUCCGUUCUACGAUCCAGAUGAUAAUUCGAUCGUUCCAGAUAUAACUGAUACACAAAACGGUUCGUCUUAUCCGGCAGAAAACAAGCCUCAAGGAUUGCGCAAUAUCUACAACAAUAUGAAGUCGAAAUUGACGAUGGGCGAUUACAGACCGCCUACCGCUUCAGCAGACGAAGAGCUCUACCAGGAUUCCAGGCCCCCACCAGAUCGCGAUCUCAGCGAGGACUUCAAGAACAUGUUCGAUAUACGCAGAAUAGUAAAGAAAAUACUAAGAAAGCCGCAAGAUGAUGCUUCUCAAGGACCAAGAAUUAUUCAUCUUAACGAUGCUGCGUCGAAUAAUGCUUUUGGAUACAUGGAUAACCACAUCAGUACCACCAAAUAUAACGCUGCAACGUUUGUGCCGAAGUUUUUGUUUGAACAAUUCUCCAAAUACGCGAAUUUGUUUUUCCUUUUCACGUCUAUAAUCCAGCAAGUUCCAAAUGUUUCGCCUACCAAUCGCUAUACCACGAUAGGUACUCUGGCGAUUGUACUGCUGGUUUCUGCCCUCAAAGAAAUCACCGAGGACUUCAAAAGAAUGAGUGCGGAUAACGAGUUGAACAGAGCAAAAGUGGAGGUUUUGGAGGCAGAAACUGGGAAUUUCGUCCACAAAAAGUGGAUCAAGGUGUUUGUGGGUGACAUUGUUCGUGUCAGGAAUGGCGACCCAUUUCCUGCAGAUUUGAUUUUGUUGAACUCUUCAGAGCCUGAAGGAAUAUGCUAUGUGGAAACUGCCAAUCUGGAUGGUGAGACCAAUCUGAAGAUCAAGCAAUCGAAGACAGAUACGGUGAGCUUGGUGGAUUCGCGUGACCUAGCCAGGCUAAACGGAAAAAUCAAAUGCGAGCCUCCAAACAGUUCCCUCUAUACUUUCGAAGGAACCUUGUUCUUCAACAAUCAGGAAGUGGCUCUCUCUCCAGACCAAUUACUUCCAAGAGGUGCCAGUCUGCGAAACACGGGUUGGGUGCACGGUAUUGUAAUAUUCACAGGCCACGAGACAAAACUCAUGAGAAACGCUACUGCCGCCCCCAUCAAGAGAACUGAUGUUGAACGAGUCAUCAAUUUGCAAAUUAUUGCGCUUUUUGGUAUCCUUAUUACGCUCUCUGUGGUCUCCUCCUUUGGUGAUUUGAUCACUAUGAUUUCCAACGCCAAGAACAUGAAGUACCUUUAUUUGGAGGGAACCAACAAACUAUCCAAGUUUUUCUUGGACUUGCUGACCUAUUGGAUCUUAUUCUCUAACCUGGUACCAAUUUCGUUGUUUGUUACAGUUGAAAUCAUCAAGUACUACCAGGCAUGGAUGAUUGCCUCUGACGUUGACAUGUACUAUGAGCCUACUGAUACCCCCACUGUGUGCCGCACCUCGUCACUCGUGGAGGAACUGGGACAGAUUGAGUACGUAUUCAGUGAUAAGACGGGAACCCUAACCAGAAACAUCAUGGAGUACAAAACAUGUUCCAUUGCUGGAAAAUGUUACAUCGAGGAGAUCCCUGAGGAUAGCAGGGCUGAAAUCGUGGAUGGUGUCGAGACUGGAUAUCAUAGUUUUGCAGAUUUGAAAGCUGAACUAGCCACUGGUAGUUCGGAUGCAAAGAUAAUCAACGAGUUCUUCACACUUUUGGCUACUUGUCACACAGUCAUUCCAGAAGUGUUGGAGACUGGUGAGACCAGAUACCAAGCUGCUUCUCCAGACGAAGGAGCCCUAGUGGAUGGUGCCGCUUCAUUAGGUUACAAAUUCACCAUCAGGAAACCAACAGGAGUGUUCAUUGAGGUGGACGGAGAGGAACAGUGGUACGAAUUGCUCAAUAUCUGCGAGUUCAACUCCACGCGUAAAAGAAUGUCUGGACUUUUCCGUUGUCCCGAUGGGACUAUCAAGUUAUACACCAAGGGUGCAGAUACAGUGAUUUUGGAGAGACUGCAAGACGAAAAUCCGUUUGUGGACGUUACUUUGAAGCACAUGGAAGAGUUUGCUGCUGAAGGACUGAGAACUUUGUGUAUCGCAACCAGAAUCAUACCCGAGAAGGAGUAUCAGGAAUGGAACAAGAUUUUUCAGAAGGCCUCAACCACCUUGGUUGAUAGAUCGCAAGCAUUGGAUGAUGCUGCUGAGCUCAUCGAGAAAGAUCUUUUUCUACUUGGUGCCACUGCGAUUGAGGACAAACUACAAGAUGGUGUUCCUGAAACUAUCCACACACUGCAAACAGCAGGAAUUAGGGUCUGGGUUUUAACUGGUGACCGCCAAGAGACCGCAAUCAACAUCGGUAUGAGUUGCAGACUUUUGAGUGAAGAUAUGAACCUGCUGAUUGUCAACGAAGACAACAAGGAGGAUACGAGGCAGAACCUCACGGAGAAAUGCGAAGCCUUGAGAGAAAAUGAUCUUUCGCAGGAGGAUAUGGAGUCCCUUGCUCUGGUCAUUGAUGGAAAGUCGCUGGGAUUUGCUCUGGAGAGUGAUCUGGAAGAUAUGUUUUUGGAGAUCGGUUUGCUCUGUAAAGCAGUAAUCUGCUGCAGAGUUUCUCCAUUGCAAAAGGCAUUGGUUGUAAAACUGGUGAAGAGAAAGAAGAAGGCUCUGUUGCUUGCAAUCGGGGAUGGUGCCAACGAUGUUAGCAUGAUUCAGGCGGCCCAUGUGGGCGUAGGAAUUAGUGGUAUGGAAGGAAUGCAAGCUGCAAGAAGUGCGGACUUUGCUAUUGGUCAAUUUAGGUUUCUGGAGAAACUGUUACUGGUGCAUGGAUCCUGGUCAUAUCGAAGAAUUAGUCUGGCAAUCCUGUACUCGUUUUACAAGAAUAUUGCCCUCUAUAUGACUCAGUUCUGGUAUGUGUUCUCUAACGGAUUCAGCGGCCAAUCGAUAAUGGAAUCAUGGACUUUGACGUUCUACAAUGUGAUUUUCACCGUUCUACCCCCUUUUGUGAUUGGAGUGUUUGAUCAAUAUGUUUCAGCCCAGAUGCUCACCAGAUACCCUCAGAUGUACAAGGCUGGUCAAAGAAGAGAAUUCUUCAACGUUGAAACUUUCUGGAGUUGGGCCAUCAAUGGUUUCUACCAUAGUGCCAUUUUAUACUUGGGUGCCAUCAACAUCUACAAAUACGGCAACCAACUCCACGACGGCCACAUAGUUGAUCAUUGGUCAUUUGGUGUCGCGCUUUAUUCAGCCUGUAUGUUUACUGCCCUGGGUAAAGCAGCACUAGUUUCGAGUGUUUGGACGAAAUUCACGUUAAUUGCGAUUCCAGGGUCUAUUUUGCUGUGGCUGUGUCUGUACCCACCGUAUGCCUACAUCGCACCCAAGGUCAAUGUCUCCAAGGAACUGCUCGGAACGGUCCCAGUGGUGUACAACUCCAUGAACUUUUGGUUCAUGAUCUUUAUUCUGCCGGUUCUGUGUCUUUCAAGAGACUUUUUGUGGAAAUACUACAGGAGAAUGUAUCGUCCAGAGACUUACCAUGUCGUUCAAGAGCUCCAGAAAGCAAAAUACCAGGAGACUGGACCACGCUCCGAGUCUUUCCGCAAUUCGCUUAAGCGACUCAGACAAUCUGUCAGAAUGAGAAAGAGAACUGGUUUCGCAUUUGAUCAAGGUGGAACGGACCAGGAUAGGUUGAUGAAGCUGUUUGAUACUACCAAGAAGAGAGAUGAUGGAUUUGUCAGGGCGCAGGUAAAUGAGUCCUUCCUUUGA
Molecule: messenger RNA, 3909 nt
Organism: Kuraishia capsulata CBS 1993
Lineage: Eukaryota; Fungi; Ascomycota; Pichiomycetes; Pichiales; Pichiaceae
Exons: 1
Coding region: 1-3909 (1302 amino acids)
Biological process (GO): post-Golgi vesicle-mediated transport; intracellular protein transport; phospholipid translocation
Cellular component (GO): plasma membrane
Molecular function (GO): magnesium ion binding; ATPase-coupled intramembrane lipid carrier activity; ATP binding
Source: RefSeq, a predicted model, not a curated record